AUGAUGAACAUACUAGUGAUAAAUCCUAACAGUUCACAAAAAGUUACAAACAACCUUCAGAAAACUGUGGGCUCCCCAGAAUCUGUGAAAUUACACUUUUACACUGCACCCCAGAAUUCACCAACCGAAAUCACCCCAAAAAAUAGUCAAUUAUCAGAAACUGCAGUUUUGCAAGACUUUAAAGAGAGAAAAUCGCUAAAAGAAUAUGAUGCAUUUCUAGUAUGUUGUUAUUCUGACCACCCAUUGGUAGAAUCGUUAGCAGACUUUACUAAGAAACCUGUUUUAGGUAUCAUGCAAGCAACUUUGUUAUACGCAUUACUGAUGCCCGGUAUAAAACUGUUUAUUCUUACUAGUACAAGUGACUGGGAGCCGGUUUUGGAUAAAGGGGUCAUGGACUUUGUUGGUACAGAUGAGUUUCCUUUGAAAAAGUUUUAUCCGACCAGAGGGUUAAAUUUUAAUGUAACAAAUUUAGCGGAUGCGGAACAAUUUGCAAAAAUAUUUAAUGUUACAAAAAAUAUUCUCAAUGAGUAUCAAGAUGUGAAAUGUGUUUUAUUAGGUUGUGCUGGUAUGGCAGGCUUGGAUAAAAAACUUGGCAAUACCUUUCCAGGAAUAAAGUUUAUAGAUAGUGUCAAAAUCGGAGUUCAGUUUUUGGAAAGUCUAGUUCGAUUUGAUAGAGAGAAUAUGAUUGCAUCAUGA
Molecule: messenger RNA, 696 nt
Organism: Candida tropicalis MYA-3404
Lineage: Eukaryota; Fungi; Ascomycota; Pichiomycetes; Serinales; Debaryomycetaceae
Gene: DCG1
Product: Dcg1p
Exons: 1
Coding region: 1-696 (231 amino acids)
Source: RefSeq, a predicted model, not a curated record